This is a messenger RNA of Daphnia magna, 1739 nucleotides long. RefSeq names its product S-formylglutathione hydrolase. Gene Ontology annotation, cellular component: cytosol. Bases 123 to 977 code for a protein of 284 amino acids. The record is from RefSeq and is a predicted model, not a curated record. Lineage: Eukaryota; Metazoa; Arthropoda; Branchiopoda; Diplostraca; Daphniidae. Gene Ontology annotation, molecular function: S-formylglutathione hydrolase activity. The transcript is spliced from 6 exons. Gene Ontology annotation, biological process: formaldehyde catabolic process.
GAUAUUUAUUACUUGAAAAUUUUAGUCUUUUUUCGUCAAAUCUUAUUCUACCGGCCACGGCAUUGAUAACUUUAUCGCGGGAGGCACGUGGACAUUGUUGCAGAACCACUAUAUUGAAAAGCAUGGCCGGAAUUACUCAAGUAUCUUCAAAUAAAUGCUUUGGAGGUUUUCAAAAAGUCUUCUCACAUGAAAGUGAGGAACUCAAGUGCAAGAUGAACUUUGCUGUGUACUUACCUCCAAAGGCAGAAGAUGUCAAUGUCAAGCUGCCAGUUAUUUAUUGGCUUUCGGGGCUGACAUGCAAUGAGCAAAAUUUCAUGCAAAAGGCUGGAGGUCAAAAACUGGCGGCAAAUCAUCAGUUUAUCAUUGUCUGUCCCGAUACCAGUCCAAGGGGUUGUGGUAUUGAGGGUGAAGAGGAUAGCUGGGACUUUGGUACCGGUGCUGGCUUCUAUGUUGAUGCCAAAGAAGAAAAAUGGAAGACAAAUUAUCGUAUGUUUUCAUAUAUCACCAAAGAGUUGCCACUACUGAUUUCUGCAAACUUUCCUGCUGAUUUGAGCCUAAUGUCUAUCAUGGGCCAUAGCAUGGGAGGACAUGGUGCUCUGAUAUGUGCUCUGAAGAACCCGGGGCUCUACAAAAGUGUAUCGGCGUUUGCACCGAUUUGCAACCCAGUCAAAUGUCCAUGGGGUGAAAAAGCGUUCUCAGGCUAUCUGGGUGCUGACAAAACCCUGUGGGAGGAGUGGGAUGCCACGUGUUUGGUUGCCAACUAUCAAGGCGCCCCACUUCAGAUUUUUGUUGACCAGGGAGAGGAAGAUCAGUUUCUAAAGGACGGCCAGCUUCUUCCCGAUAACUUAGUCGAAUCAUGUGCUAAAGCCGGUAUGCCAAUAAUUCUACGGAAGCAGGCAGGAUACGACCAUAGUUACUACUUCAUAGCAACUUACCUGGAAGACCAUUUCAGCCAUCAUGCAAAAUUCCUCCAAUAAGUUCUCUCUCUCUAUAUAUAUACCCGGUGGAGCAUCCGGACUGUCGUAUGGUGUGAGCAACAUUAGGAGACUAACAGCUGCGCUAUUACUAUACACAUCGCCACAUCCGUCGACCAAAAGAGAAUUUUUUUUUUUUUUAUUUAGAUUUAUGUCUAGCCUUGAUCGUUUCAUUCCGCCAUUUCUUUCAUUUGACAGCCGCAAAUGAAAUGGCGCCAAUUGGUGGACAGAAAACGAUCUUCAAAAAUUUAUCAAAUUUAUCUGUUUUUCUCUACCGUACGUAAAAGUUGAAUGCGGUUGGUUAACAACAGUUUCUUACCUGACGACGUUGACAGUUUUGAAAUUCUUGUGUUGCGAAGAAAAAGAAGGGAAAUCAAAUAUCCGUUUUGGAUGGGCUUUGAAACUUGUGUUUUAGUUAAUCAGCGCUGCAAGACACUGGCGAUUCUUCUCUUAGAGACACAAUUCUGAACUGAUGUCAAAGCGAGCGGACACAUUGGUGUAUAUCAAGUCUCGGCCUUCGCAAAUGGUGGAAUAAAAAAAAAACAAAUCAAGUGCGCAAGCGCAAAGACGACGCUAAGAAGUCGUCGCCAAAAUAAAUCCAAUUGGGAGCGGAUGCGCUGCUGGUCUGCCCUCGCCGUUCCGUCUGGCCGUGUAGCCAGAGUCAAAACACGGGGAUAGUACAUUCUACGUCUAUCUAGACGACCAGCAGAAACAACUUCCAAUGCCACACAUCCUCUGCCGCUAAAUAAACUUUGUCAGUUGUUG